AUGGAUGUCACAGUAACUCCAACGUACAUGGCACUACCUACUGGUUGUGGUGGAGUUGCACCUAGCCACGGCAGCAGCAGUAACAGCGGUCCCAAUACUAUAUCAUCUAAACGAGUGUCUAGAGCUCUUCGUAGCAAAACAGAGAGCCUCUGUUUCUCUCGUCGCGGUUGGGGCGGAGGGCCUCCUUGGUCACAGUGUGGGAUUGGUGAGGGUGCCUCCUUAAGUGCCCCCUCUCGAGCAGGCUACUCGGACGGAGGCCCCACAGCAGAUGGACUAUUGGCGUUGGGAGCGGCUCUGUGCUCUAGGCGACAGGGAUGCCACUUGGCUAUUCCCUGUUCUCCUGAGCCCCCCUUGUUGAAGGGAGCUGCACCGCAAGGGUCCCCAAGAGAUACCCCAGCCUUCUUAGGUACGAGUCCGCAAAAUAAUCGACCUAUUUCCUGGCUAAGGAAGGCCUUUCGUGCGGCUGUGCAUCGGCGCAAAACCAGGGCCCCCUUCGAAGAAGGCCGUCAAGAAGCACCAGGGGUCUCUGAGGCCCCUGAGGACCUACUUCCACGAGAAAGGUCCGUCAAGGGCGUUUCCCGGCAGCGGAGUAGCAACAGCACUGCCACCCCACCUCAGAGUAUUCCAUUAGCCGGCGCAAGAGGGAAUGAGACGCCUGUGUGUAAUAAGACACCUGGGAGCGUUGACUACACAGGGGCCCACAAAGACACCCUUGUGGGAGAAGGAAAAGGCCCCGAACCCAGGCAAUUUACGCCGGUGGCCCUGACUGCUUCCUCACGAGAAGGUAUUCAUACAAAAAAGGAGCCCUCAAAAAUACGGAAGGAAGGACGCAACUUACAAGAGGACCCAGAUGGGCUCCCAAGGCCAGCAUCAAGGGGAGAUUCAAAGGGGGAGACUUGUCCGAAGGGUCUCACAAGUGGUGCUGUGGAAGAUGAUUACAGCAGCGGGAUGGUUAAAGGGCUACUAGAAGGCUCCCCACUAGGUGGCAUGCACGCCUGUUGUCUGCUGGAGAAGCAGCAACAGCAGCAGAGGCCGUGCCAACCCUUCCUCCAGCCGGUAGACCCACUUGGGGGACCCUCAAUUGAGGAACAGAAGGCAUUUUUUGCUGCUUGUUCGUGGGCUCCCGAAGACUUUACUUUCAUCAGAACUGUUGGAACCGGCACUCUGGGUCGAGUCUUCAUAAGCCGUUUGAAGCCACGCCAAGUUUCUUCUUUAAGUUUAGGAGUCAUCUACAGAGAUUUAAAGCCAGAAAACAUUUUAAUAGGGAAUGACGGCCAUAUCAAAAUCGUAGACUUUGGAUUCUCCAAGCAAAUAGAAAAGCCGAGGCCAUUCAUCUUGGGGGCAGCUCAGGGAAGGUGCGAGGGCUCCCAGGGUCUCCCACAAUGGAGGCACUUGACUUCAUGGGGUACCCUCAGCUGUUGCCAUCCAGCAUGCGAGGCUGCAAGGCAUAAGUAUGGCGUCUUCUCAGCCCUGCAGAGGGGUUCCACCGACGCAGCGGAGACACUUGGAGGUGGAGGGCCUCCUUUGAAUGGCAUAGAAGCAGUUGAAACUCAGCACCGGCCAUCCUUGCAUGCGACAACACCCCUAAACUCCUUAGAUAUGUUUGCGACCUCCUCGUUUGGGGCAGACGGGCCCUUCGAAACUCCGAAGGCCACCGAUAAGGAAGGCUGCUUCACGGCAGCUAAUAAUACUACUGCCCCUUGUGAUGCUGCUUAUGGUGCAAAUGAUAUUGACACAAAACUUUUAGCCCAUCCUCCUGGAAAUGCUACUGCAUCUUGUUUUGAUAUUGCAGUAGCAACGAGCUUGCUGCCCUAUUGGUCUCUAAAGAAGGCCCAGUCAAUGGGCCUUCGUUCUUCCAGGCAAUUGAACGGGGGACCUCUUGUGGACUCUACCACGAGGGCCACCACUCCUUUGGGCUGGUUAGACUCGGGCUCAUUUGCAUCUCUCAACACAGCAGAGGCUGCCACUGUAGAGAGUUACCUGGCAUCGGUGACGCAACACACCCCAAACUCGGAGGGAACCUUCAUUGGCGUCCUGGGGGCCUCCCAAAAUAGCAGCUCUGAAGAGAGCCUCACACAUGGAAACACUGGAGCGCAUAUGCAUGGACCCACACCAAACGAGGCGGAGGGGUUUCAAAGGCUUGAAGGAACCCCAAUGGAUCCUUUGAAAGUGACCCCUAUUUCUACUUCUGCACCAGAAGAAAGCCACUGGGAGAGAGACACUCAGGAAUAUCCAUGUACUCCGGUUCGCUCAAAACUAGUCCACGCCGGGGACCCUCCAGCAUGGGGGUUAGGGGCUCCCCCACUGCAGCAGCCUAUUGUGGGACCGCCGCUUCCUCGUUGUCUCUCACUAGGAGAUUAUGGAGUGAUAGAUGGAGCCCAGUCCCAACACCACGCGCUGCAGCAGCAGCUGCAGCGAGAGCACAAACGGCUUUACAACGCAGCAAACAGUUGGCGCGGAAGUCCUUUGAAAGGAACUCCUGGAACUGAAUUGGGGCCGCUGCCCUCCAGUUUUCAUCAGAAUGACCGCUUCUCUGAAGGACUUGCAAAGAGUUCUCCAGAUCCUUCGGAGUCUUUUGGACCACUGUGGCUUUCUGGCGGUAAUACCGUCAGCCGGGGGCCUUUCCGUGGGGCUUCGGAUAAGGAGAGUUGCUUUGGCGAGGGGGCCCUUCAAAGAGAGAGCUGGGUGUCAAUCCUGCUGGAGGAACCAACCAAGGAUAAUGAAGAACAGGAUGAAGGACAUUCUUCAGGUACAAAGGUUUACAACGCAGGGGGAUUAGGAACCUAUGCCGACACACAGGGAUCUAAGGGAACUGUAGAAUGGGUGAGGGGGAACAGUAAGGGAGCACGUCUUCGAGUGUUGCGUGGUGCUGCAGGCUCUAAAGAGAAAACUGUUGACCAGUUGGAGCAGCUCAAAGUGUUAACCGGGAACACAGGAGAUAGCGCUGUCGCGAUUUACGAAAAUAUUGCACGGGCUCAAGCAGACGAAAGAGCCCAAGUUGCAGCAAAAGUAGUACCUCUCCUUAAGAGCACCCAGCUGGUGCUCUCUGUCGCUCUGUGCCUCUCUGCGUACCAGCAUGGCUGUAGUUCUGCCCCUCCAUGUAUCAACACGGCGCUGAUAAUUUUGGUGCCUCUUUCCGCUGCCUCCGCUGUCCAUGCCUCCUCAGCAGAUCAUUCGGAACCUCCUAAAUCUUCCUCACCAGCUCCAGCUGGUUUAGCGGCAGCAACUGCAGUCGCAGUUGCACAUGUCGUAGCAGGAUCCAAGCUAGCAGGGACAGCAGGUCAAGAGGCCAUAGUGGGAAGAACACAUUUCGAUAAACUUCCAACAGGUGACCCGGCUCCUACUGGAGUGCCUUUGCAGCCUUCAUUUCCUUUGGAGGCCACAUACGGUGGGGAGAUUGGAAACGUUCCCUGGCCAGAAGAGGAGAGAGAGCUCAAUAGGAGCUGUACCCUCUGUGGCACGAGCGAGUACAUGCCGCCGGAGACACUGCUAAGGAGAGGACAACAUUUCUGCAGCGAUGCCUGGGCUUUUGGGAUUCUUCUUUACGAGCUUGUCUUCUGGUGA
Molecule: messenger RNA, 3564 nt
Organism: Cyclospora cayetanensis
Lineage: Eukaryota; Apicomplexa; Conoidasida; Eucoccidiorida; Eimeriidae
Exons: 9
Coding region: 1-3564 (1187 amino acids)
Biological process (GO): protein phosphorylation
Molecular function (GO): protein kinase activity; ATP binding
Source: RefSeq, a predicted model, not a curated record